Coccinella septempunctata (seven-spotted ladybird) is the source of this 2188-nucleotide messenger RNA. It is a transcript of the gene Cpes, whose product is annotated as ceramide phosphoethanolamine synthase. The coding region runs from base 566 to 1615 and encodes 349 amino acids. Gene Ontology annotation, molecular function: phosphotransferase activity, for other substituted phosphate groups. Gene Ontology annotation, cellular component: membrane. Lineage: Eukaryota; Metazoa; Arthropoda; Insecta; Coleoptera; Coccinellidae. The record is from RefSeq and is a predicted model, not a curated record. The transcript is spliced from 3 exons. Gene Ontology annotation, biological process: phospholipid biosynthetic process.
AGGAUCUAUUUUUGUCUCUGCCUGGUUAGUUUUUUUGGAAAGGGAAACCGACCUUUGAUUUUUAUCAUACCAUUCAUACCUUUAAUGUUGUUCAAUAUGUGUAAUAACAAAGUUGCAGUUGAAUGAAGGCUUUUCCUAAAUGAAUAUUAUUGUUUUUUCCAUUUUUGAGUAAGUAAAAGCGUAUAGAAAUAGUAUUCAUUGAAUUCAGAUGUGAUUGUUCUAUCCAAAAGUAUGUCAACAAAAGGUUUUUAACGACUUCGAGAUAAAUGUUCAUGAGUCUUGAUCACGAAGUUUCUAAUUGACAAUAUCGGAAUUCUGAUAAAUAAUGCCCUCAGAAUUUCUUGAAAUCACAACAUUAAGGAGGAAAGGAAUAUUAUAAUGAUAAGAAGCAACCUAUUGAAAUUUAGAGGUGGGUGUUUUAGUCCAGUAUCCAAUUCAGGUAUUCCUUAGCCAGAUUUCCUCGAGCUAUGUGGUUGAAUUAGUUCCUAAUUAAGAUUGAACCCAUCUUCCAGUUUUCAAAUUCAUUAUAAGACAGUGUGAGAGAAUUCAGUAAAUAAUCACCAAAAUGUUGGGGCCUCCAGCACAAAUCAGCAAAAUAAUGAUGGGGCUUCUUGCUCUGGUUGUCCUCUUCUUUUUGUUCAUGGACUACAACCUGCAUAUCAGAAUACACAAGUAUCCCAUCGAUAGAGGAAUCAACGAUAAUAAUAAUUUCAGUUACAACGAUGUCAGUUGGUUGGGCUAUAAUAUUUCACCCCUGGGAGAUGUUACUGUAAAGGCUGUUCUGCUAGAUCAUACUAAUUAUUACCUUUUCGCCCCCCUUGUGACCAUACUUGAUAAUUUGUUGAACAUUUCUGAGUUUCCUUAUAUAACUCCAAAUGCAAUAAGUUUUUUUCAUGUUUUCGUUGCUAUAGCCAGCGGAAAAUGUAUAGCGAGUGACAGUUUAUCUUAUAGAAGGAUUGGAGUGGUUUUGUUUGAAAUAAGAACCUUCUUAGAUGAUCUAGAUGGACAUGUGGCUAGAGCUAGAAAGCAUAUAAAAGGAGAGAGGUCUGAAGUAGGUACUAGCGGUUAUUUUAUAGAUGGCAUUUGUGACGGAUUAGGUUGCAUUGCUUUGUUAAUUGGUGCUUUCUUCUAUUUGAAGAAUAAUCCUCCUCGGGGAGGCUAUGUACAAUUGCCUACAGUGAUUGAUAGUAAAGAUAGUAAUGUUAUUAUGUACAAAGGAAAGGUAACAUGGCAAAAGUCUGCUCUGGUUAUUUCUUGCUUCGCCUUACAACUCCUCAUUAGUUCCUUGUCUUGGAAUCGCUAUAUAGACCUUUACCAAGACAUGUUGGAAAACAACAGCGUGUCCGAGGAGGAAUUUGUUAAGCAAAUAAUGGUUUUCAAAAGCCCCAUGUUCUUUAUAAUUGCCUUUUUCUGGAGAUUGGUUAAUGUUCACAACAUGAUCCAUCUCUUCCUCUUGGCCAUUUUUUGUGAUAAAAUGUGGGAAUUCCUCAAAUUCAUUCAGUACAUCGGUUACGGUAUCCUUUUCUCCAUUAUUUGCAUCACAGAAAAGCAUGCUUUAGACGCGAGGAAUUUCAUUUUCAAUCAGAAGUACCUUGAAAACAAUAAUAAUUUAUAAUUUGUUGUUUAUUCGUAAGUUUCAAAUCCGUUUUAUUAAGAGUUUUUGGGUUGCCUACCUUUGAGGAUUUAGUAAGAAUUAGGAUUGAGGUACACAUUUAUAAGCUUAUUUUUCUUCACUAAUCAGUGUUAUUUAUUGAGCUAUAGUCCAUGUUGUACAGGGUGCUUUUUGAAGAAAGAUUAUGGGGAUUAUGAGAAUUAUACUGGGUACUUCAAACACAGGGUGCUUAACUGAUCAAAACAAUGUUAUAACAUUAGGUUGUCAAGCCACGUUCAUGAAGAAGAGUGUAUUCAAAAUUUUUUUUUUUGUAAAUUUUUAUCUUAAAAGAAUAUCGAUGAAAUACAACUUUCCUUUUGAAUUGUUAUGUUUGUAGGAAAAAACGCAGGUGCUCGAGAAUUUCAUAAAAUUCCUUUUGAAAUUAUAAAAAAAGAUCUGGCGUGAGAGUGGUUCAUUAAGUGAUCGAGAAAUUGUUCACAUUCGCAUUUCGAAAACAUUAAAAAUCUCAAUUUUUCCUCUCUUUUCUCGGUAGUUUCCUUUGAACUAGGUCAAGAGUGUUAGCUGGGCACGAUCUUU